Alnus glutinosa is the source of this 3196-nucleotide messenger RNA. RefSeq names its product MDIS1-interacting receptor like kinase 2-like. The record is from RefSeq and is a predicted model, not a curated record. Gene Ontology annotation, molecular function: protein kinase activity; protein binding; ATP binding. Gene Ontology annotation, biological process: protein phosphorylation. The coding region runs from base 110 to 3001 and encodes 963 amino acids. The transcript has 2 exons. NCBI's taxonomy places the organism in Eukaryota, Viridiplantae, Streptophyta, Magnoliopsida, Fagales, Betulaceae.
AAUAAACAGAAAAUUCAUUUUGUCUGCAUGCAAGGUGCUUAAAGAGGAGGAGGAGCUAACUUUACGUGCCACCCCAGCCAGGAGCUAAACUUGUCCUGCAACCAGAGAAAUGGCCUACCGUGGAAAAUGUGUAUUCCUUGCACUGCUGACUGUUUGUUGCCUGUUAUCAUCCAAACUUGAAGCAACGCCAAACUCCGAGGCCGAGGCUGAGGCUCUCCUCAGAUGGAAAGAGACCCUUGAAAACCAAACAUCUCUCCGGUCGUGGACAUGGCCGGUACCGUUGAAGAUCAACAAAAAUGUCACAACAGGCCCAUGCACGUGGUUCGGAAUUGCUUGCAACAUGGCCGGAAGUGUCACAGAAAUAAACCUACCAAACGCCCAAUUAAGAGGUAAUCUUAGCAGCUUAGAUUUCUCUUCCUUGCCAAACCUCAUUAGCCUCAAUCUCAAUCACAGCAUUAUCACUGGUCCAAUCCCAUCCCAAAUUGGUACACUCUCAAGACUGACCCACCUUAAUCUCUCCAUGAAUUUUCUUUCUGGUAACCUUCCCCUUUCCCUCACGAACCUAACUAACCUUUCCUUGCUCUACCUCGGAAAUAACUUGAUAAGUGGAGAGCUAGACCCGCGUCUAUUCACUAACUGGACAAGGCUUGAAUACCUUGAGCUCCAAAACAACAAUUUCACCGGAGUCCUGCCUCCAGAAAUAGGCCUAUUGACAAAUUUGAAAGAGCUAGCUUUGAUGGACAAUCGUUUCAGUGGUUCAAUUCCAUUUGAAAUAGGAAAUUUGAAAAACUUGGAUGUUUUGGCUUUAAGUGGAAACCAUCUAACAGGUCCUAUUCCUCCAUCUCUUGGUAACCUUAGCAAAUUAACUAUAUUGUUUUUACAGCAGAAUAACCUGUCGGGCCCCUUCCCUCAUGGUAUUCUCAAUGCUCAAAAUCUUUCUGAUUUGCGUUUGUUUAUGAAUCAGUUAUCUGGUUCAGUACCUGAAGGAUUAGCAAAUCUCUCAUCCCUAGAGACACUCAACCUUGGCGACAACAAAUUCUCUGGUCACUUACCACCUCUCUGUCUAGGAUCACGUCUUCAGAUUUUCACCGCAUCCUAUAACAACUUCUCAGGUCCCAUACCGAAAGGCUUAAGAAACUGCGAAAGCCUUAUCCGCCUUUCAAUAAAAAAAAACCAGCUCACAGGAAUGUUAGACCAGGACUUGGGAGUAUAUCCAAAUCUCAGCUACCUUGACUUGAGCUACAACAACUUGAACGGGGUGCUCUCACAUAACUGGGUAGGGUGUAGAAAGUUGACAUCCUUAAAACUCGCAGGCAAUAAGAUCACUGGUGAAAUACCCAGUGAGUUUGGCGAAUUGGAUCAACUAGGGCAGCUGGACCUCUCUUCUAACCAAAUUGUCGGUGAAAUACCGAAGCAGUUGGGAAGAUUAUCGAAUCUGAUCUACCUGCAACUGAGAGACAACCAUCUUUCAGGUCAGGUGCCACCUGAAAUUGGUGGGCUUUCCCAUCUGGAGGAGCUAGACUUCUCUGCCAAUGGGCUGAGCGGACAAAUCCCAGAACAAUUUGGGGACUGCUCAAAGCUGCGCAAUUUGAGCUUGAGCAAGAAUUACUUUAAUAUGUCUAUCCCAAAUAAGAUUGGCAAUCUAGCCGGGCUGGGCUCAUUAGAUCUUCGUCAAAAUGUACUCACUGGUGAAAUACCUUUUCAGCUUGGGAAUUUGAUAAUGUUAGAACACCUGAAUCUCUCUCACAACAACCUCUCAGGUGCCAUUCCCUCUUCGUUCAGGCAGAUGACUGGCUUAACCACCAUCGACUUAUCAUACAAUGAACUGGAAGGUCCACUUCCUGAUAAUGAACUCUUUCGCCGUGCUCCUCUGAGUGCAUUUAGUAAGAACAAAGAUUUAUGUGGAAAAGUACAAGGUUUGCGGCUCUGCAAUGUUACAUCACCGGAGAAUGGUGCAUCACCGGAGAUUGGUGCUCAAAGCAAAGAGCGCAAAGUUUUUGUCAUUGUUGGAACUUUGUUUGUAAUAUUGCUAGCAAUUGCUUUUGUAUUUUGGCGUUUUACUCUCUCCCGUAGAACAAAACUGAGAAGCAAUGCGGAAGAAGGUAAACCAUCAAAUAAUGGAAAUCUAUUCUCAAUACUGAAUUUUGAUGGGAAGAUUGUAUAUGAAGAUAUCAUCAAUGCCACCAAUGGCUUCAACGACAACUAUUGUAUGGGGGUGGGUGGAAGUGGAAAAGUUUACAAAGCUGAGAUGCCAACAGGACACGUACUAGCAAUAAAGAUAAUCCAGUGCCUGGAAGGUGAAGAGAUAGACAAGAUCAAGACUUUCCAGAAUGAGAUUCGAGUAUUAACAGAAAUACGACAUAGGAACAUUGUUAAAUUUUAUGGAUUCUGUUCCCAAGGGCCACACAAGUUCCUAGUUUAUGACUACAUUGAGCGGGGAAGCUUGGCUAGUAUCCUAAGCAAUGACAAAGAAGCCCAAGAACUGGGUUGGAGCAAACGGGUGGACAUUGUCAGGGGCAUAGCAAAUGCUUUAUCUUACAUGCAUAAUGACUGCUCACCACCAAUCAUUCAUCGGGACAUAUCGAGCAAAAAUGUGCUUCUGAACAGUGAGUUUAAGGCGUGCGUCUCUGAUUUCGGCACAGCAAGGAUUAUGAAGACGGAUUCUAGUAAUUGGACACUCGUUGCAGGCACAUAUGGUUAUAUAGCCCCUGAGCUAGCAUACACAAUGAGGGCUACUGAAAAAUGUGAUGUUUACAGCUUUGGUGUUUUGGCUCUUGAAGUGAUAAUGGGAGAACAUCCAAAGGAGCUUCUUUCCUCCCUGAGAAUCGGUGAGAAAAGCAUCGAGGUAAUGGAAGUGCUAGAUCUGCGUCUCCCACCACCUGCUGUUCUUUUUGAGAAACAAGUGGCUUCUGUAGUGAAGCAAGCACUUUCCUGCUUAAGCAUAAGACCAAAUUCCAGGCCCACCAUGCAAUCGGUGUCUCAGGCAAUCAUGGAAGCUUAAUGAUGCAGAUUGGUUUACAAGCAGAACAGUCGGAGAAAAAAAAAAUUCAUAUCUUGUGAUUUCGACAUCAGAUGGAGACAAGCUUUGUCUCUUUGGAGAACUUAUUCAAAGGGCUACAAAUUUGUAUUUCUUAAAAAUUUCAUAAUUCCAACGUUUACUAGGUGAAAGUUGUCUGUCGGUAUUCUGUUUACCACA